UUGCUGCUAUGAUCCUUAGCUGCAUCUGUGAAGCAGCCUGAGUUUUUACAGGGAGGCAAAUAUUAAGAAGAUAGAAAAUAUAAUUUAUAAAGUAAAAAUGUGGGACCAAGGAGGACAACCUUGGCAACAGUGGCCUUUGAAUCAACAACAGUGGAUGCAGUCAUUUCAGCACCAGCAGGAUCCAAGUCAGAUUGAUUGGGCUGCAUUAGCUCAAGCAUGGAUUGCUCAACGAGAAGCCUCAGGACAGCAAAGUGUGGUGGAGCAGCCUCCAGGAAUAAUGCCAAAUGGACAAGACAUGUCAGGAAUAGAGUCUGGUCCAAACAACCAUGGAAAUUUUCAAGGGGAUACAAAUUUUAACCGAAUGUGGCAACCAGAAUGGGGAAUGCAUCACCAACCCCCACACCCCCCUCCAGAUCAGCCAUGGAUGCCACCAACACCAGGCCCAAUGGACAUUGUUCCUCCUUCUGAAGACAGCAACAGUCAGGACAGUGGGGAAUUUGCCCCCGACAACAGGCAUAUAUUUAACCAGAACAAUCACAACUUUGGUGGACCACCCGAUAAUUUUGCAGUGGGGCCAGUGAACCAGUUUGACUAUCAGCAUGGGGCUGCUUUUGGUCCACCACAAGGUGGAUUUCAUCCUCCUUAUUGGCAACCAGGACCACCAGGACCUCCAGCACCUCCCCAGAGUCGAAGAGAGAGGCCAUCAUUCAGGGAUCGCCAGCGUUCACCCAUAGCAUUACCUGUGAAGCAGGAACCUCCACAAAUUGAUGCAGUAAAACGCAGAACUCUUCCAGCUUGGAUUCGUGAAGGUCUUGAAAAGAUGGAACGUGAAAAACAAAAGAAAUUGGAAAAAGAGAGAAUGGAACAACAACGUUCACAAUUAUCCAAAAAAGAAAAGAAAUCAACUGAAGAAGCUGAAGGAGGGGAUGGCCCUCGUUUGCCUCAGAGAAGCAAAUUUGAUAGUGAUGAGGAUGACGAUGAUGUUGAAAAUGUUGAAGCAGCAAGCAGUGGAAAAAUUACUAGAAGCCCAUCUCCAGUUCCUCAAGAAGAACAAAGUGAACCAGAGAUGACAGAAGAAGAGAAGGAAUAUCAGAUGAUGUUAUUGACAAAAAUGCUGCUGACAGAAAUUCUAUUGGAUGUCACGGAUGAAGAAAUUUAUUAUGUGGCCAAAGAUGCACACCGGAAAGCAACAAAAGCUCCUGCAAAACAGCUGGCACAGUCCAGUGCACUGGCUUCCCUCACUGGACUUGGUGGACUGGGUGGUUAUGGAUCAGGAGACAGUGAAGAUGAGAGGAGUGACAGAGGCUCUGAGUCAUCUGAUACUGAUGAUGAGGAAUUACGACACCGAAUUAGGCAAAAACAGGAAGCAUUUUGGAGAAAAGAGAGAGAGCAGCAGCUGUUGCAUGAUAAACAAGUGGAAGAAGAAAAGCAACAAAAUGAAAGGGUUACAAAAGAAAUGAAUGAAUUCAUCCACAAAGAGCAAAAUAGCAGUUUAUCACUACUAGAAGCAAGAGAAGCAGAUGGUGAUAUGGUUAAUGAAAAGAAAAGGACGCCAAAUGAAACUACACCAAAUAUAGAACCAAAAAAAGAUCAUAAAGAAAAAGAGAGAUUAGGAAGGAGUCAGUCAGGAAGUUCUAGUAGUGGUAGUACAAGCAGCAAUAGCAGAAGCAGCAGUAGCAGCAGCAGUGUAUCUAGUUCAUCAUACAGUUCUAGCUCAGGUAGCAGCCGCAGUUCUUCACGUUCAUCUUCUCCUAAAAGGAAGAAGAGACAUAGUCAUAGCAGGUCUCCACUACAUAAACCUAGGCGCAGCAGGAGUAGAAGUUACUCUCGUAGAGUUAAAGGAGAGAGUAACCGAGCUAGGGAAAAACUAAGAGAUAGGAGGAGAUCUAGCAGAAAUAGUAUAGAGAGAGACAGAAGAAGAAAUAGGUCUCCUUCCCGAGAGAGACGUAGAACUAGAAGUCGCUCAAGAGAUAGGCGCGCCAAUCGAGCUACUCGUAGUAGAAGUCGAGAGAGACGUAAAGCUGAUGACCAGCGUGGUAAUCUUAGUGGGAGCAGUCAUAAGCAUAAAGGUGAUGGUAAAGAUCAAGAACGAAAAAAAGAGAGGAGUAGAAGCUUAGAUAAAGAUAGGAAAAAGAAAGAAAAAGAAAGGGAGAGAGAACAGGAUAGAAGAAAAGAGAAGCAAAAAAGGGAAGAAAAAGACAGUAAAUCUAGUAGCCAAGAUGACAGGUUAAAAAGAAAAAGAGAAAGUGAAAGAACAUUCUCUCGAAGUGAUUCAAUAUCUAUUAAAAUUUUAAGACAGGAUUCUAGACAGGAGAGUAAGAAAAGUUCUACCAAAGAUAGUAAAAAACAUUCAGGCUCUGAUUCUAGUGCAAGGAGCAGUUCUGAAUCUCCGGGAAGUAGUAAAGAAAAGAAGGCUAAGAAGCCUAAACAUAGUCGGUCGCGAUCCAUGGAGAAAUCUCAAAGGUCUGGUAAGAAGGCAAGCCGCAAACACAAGUCUAAGUCCCGAUCAAGAUCACCAUCCCCUCCCCGUCGUAAGCGCUGAGGAAUGAUGUGGCACAAAUGCCAUGAUGUUGUUAAAAAAUUCCAUGAGUUUUAAGGGCUUGUCUCAUUAUAGAGGCACAUUGUGGCUGUGUAGGUGAAAACAGAAUCUUUUUUUUUUUUUUAAUCUGUAAAUAGGUGUAUUUUUUCCAAAUGCUGCUCCAAGUUACUUAAUAGGAUUUCUUUGUAUUACUUUUUUUUUUUUUCAAAAUAGUGCUUAAUAAGAAUAUAAAACGUACCAUUCUCUCUUUCAGCUGUAAUGUUCUUAAAAUUACUAUUGAAUGUACUGUGAUGUCAAUAAAGCUCUUUAGUUCAUUUUUGUUAA
Antechinus flavipes (yellow-footed antechinus) is the source of this 2863-nucleotide messenger RNA. RefSeq names its product PNN interacting serine and arginine rich protein (gene PNISR). Gene Ontology annotation, cellular component: presynaptic active zone; nuclear speck. The transcript is spliced from 12 exons. Bases 98 to 2542 code for a protein of 814 amino acids. Gene Ontology annotation, molecular function: RNA binding. The record is from RefSeq and is a predicted model, not a curated record. Lineage: Eukaryota; Metazoa; Chordata; Mammalia; Dasyuromorphia; Dasyuridae.